GAGUCUUACGUCACAUCCGGCGCCAGGACGCCCGAUUCAGGAAGGGGCCGAGUAGUUGUGGCGGCGGUUUCUGUCCAGUUGGUUGGAGUUUCAUCCUUGCUGGAGCGAGUGGGUAGACCGCGGCGUCAUGGUCGAGGAGGUACAGAAACAUUCUGUGCACACACUUGUGUUCAGGUCAUUGAAGAGAACCCAUGACAUGUUUGUGGCUGAUAAUGGAAAACCUGUGCCUUUGGAUGAAGAGAGUCACAAACGAAAAAUGGCAAUCAAGCUGCGUAAUGAGUAUGGUCCUGUGUUGCAUAUGCCUACUUCAAAAGAAAAUCUUAAAGAGAAAGGCCCUCAGAAUGCAUCAGAUUCAUAUGGACACAAACAAUAUCCUGCCAAUCAAGGACAAGAAGUUGAAUAUUUGGUGACAGGUACACAUCCGUAUCCACCAGGACCUGGGGUUGCUUUAACAGCGGACACUAAGAUCCAAAGAAUGCCAAGUGAAUCAGCUGCACAGUCCUUAGCUGUGGCAUUACCUACUUCUCAAGCCAGGGUUGAUGCAAACCGUAGUGCACCUGCUGGAGGUGAAUACCGACACCCUGGGGCUUCUGACCGGUCACAGCCUGCAGGGGCGGUUGUUAUGGACAGUGGCAAUGCCAAGAACUCCGCACUGAUGGCUAAAAAAGCCCCUACAAUGCCGAAACCUCAGUGGCAUCCACCGUGGAAACUCUACAGAGUGAUCAGUGGGCAUCUUGGCUGGGUUCGAUGUAUUGCUGUGGAACCUGGAAACCAGUGGUUUGUUACUGGAUCUGCUGACAGAACUAUAAAGAUCUGGGACUUGGCUAGUGGCAAGUUAAAACUGUCAUUAACUGGGCACAUCAGUACGGUGCGUGGUGUGAUAGUGAGCACGAGGAGCCCGUACCUGUUCUCCUGUGGAGAAGACAAACAAGUCAAAUGCUGGGAUCUUGAGUAUAAUAAGGUUAUAAGGCACUAUCAUGGACAUCUGAGUGCAGUGUAUGGUUUAGAUCUGCACCCAACAAUCGAUGUGCUGGUGACCUGUAGCCGAGACUCAACUGCACGGAUUUGGGAUGUGAGAACUAAAGCCAGUGUACACACGUUAUCUGGACAUACUAAUGCGGUGGCUACAGUGAGGUGUCAAGCUGCGGAACCACAAAUUAUUACUGGAAGCCAUGACACUACAAUACGAUUAUGGGAUUUGGUGGCUGGAAAAACAAGAGUCACAUUAACAAAUCACAAAAAAUCAGUCAGGGCUGUGGUUUUACAUCCAAGACAUUACACAUUUGCGUCUGGUUCUCCAGAUAACAUAAAACAGUGGAAAUUCCCCGAUGGAAGUUUCAUUCAAAAUCUUUCUGGUCACAAUGCUAUUAUUAAUACACUGACAGUAAAUUCUGAUGGAGUGCUUGUAUCUGGAGCUGACAAUGGCACUAUGCAUCUUUGGGACUGGAGAACUGGCUACAAUUUCCAGAGAGUUCAUGCAGCAGUGCAGCCUGGGUCUUUGGACAGUGAGUCAGGAAUAUUUGCUUGUGCUUUUGAUCAGUCUGAAAGUCGGUUAUUAACAGCUGAAGCUGAUAAAACCAUUAAAGUGUACAGAGAGGAUGAUACAGCGACAGAAGAAACUCAUCCAGUCAGCUGGAAGCCAGAAAUUAUCAAGAGAAAGAGAUUUUAAUGUGGCGUUGUCUUCAUGGUGGUUCCAGUUUUGUUUGUUUUUUUUUUAGCUUGGUGUUGAUGGGCAUAUCCAGUCAUUUGUGCUCUAGCUAGUAAUAUAAAGCAAAAACUCACAUGCUUGAAUCAUUGCUUUUUCAUAUUUUACAAUGAACUGUCCUCUCCCCAUGUUUUUAUUUCUAAAAUAAACAGUUUGAGAUCCUAGGAGGUAAGAUGCAGAUAUCAAGCAUAUGUGGGUUUGUUGAACAUAACUAUCCUAAAGAUAGAAUGAUUUAUCACUUUUAUUAAAACACACGUUUUUUUUUUUUAACUUACAGAACUGCUUACUGUAGUAGGACAUGUUUUGAGGGGAGCAGUCUUUCUUUUUAAUCCUUUAAAAACUGGUGUCUGUGACUGAUAAUUUGGGAUUAAAGGAUUUGAAGCGUUAA
Messenger RNA from Orcinus orca (killer whale), 2093 nucleotides. RefSeq names its product pleiotropic regulator 1 (gene PLRG1). The record is from RefSeq and is a predicted model, not a curated record. Gene Ontology annotation, biological process: mRNA splicing, via spliceosome. The transcript has 15 exons. NCBI's taxonomy places the organism in Eukaryota, Metazoa, Chordata, Mammalia, Artiodactyla, Delphinidae. Gene Ontology annotation, molecular function: protein binding. The coding region runs from base 128 to 1669 and encodes 513 amino acids. Gene Ontology annotation, cellular component: precatalytic spliceosome; Prp19 complex; catalytic step 2 spliceosome.